Messenger RNA from Quercus lobata, 1433 nucleotides. Its product is annotated as 3-hydroxyisobutyryl-CoA hydrolase 1-like. Gene Ontology annotation, biological process: L-valine catabolic process. Lineage: Eukaryota; Viridiplantae; Streptophyta; Magnoliopsida; Fagales; Fagaceae. Gene Ontology annotation, molecular function: 3-hydroxyisobutyryl-CoA hydrolase activity. The record is from RefSeq and is a predicted model, not a curated record. The transcript has 14 exons. The coding region runs from base 103 to 1254 and encodes 383 amino acids.
GGCGAGCUUUAUGGAAAUUGGCAAAAUCCCAACCGUGAAAGCAACGAGCUCCCAUACCAUACCACCGAGCUUAUCAGCACGAAUUCACAGAGAGAAAGAACCAUGGCUCCGCUCAGUUCUACCAAACCCGACGACCCUCAGGUUCUGGUUGAAGAGAAGAAGUCUGCAAGAAUAUUGACAUUGAACAGGCCUAAGCAAUUGAAUGCCCUCUCAUUUCAAAUGAAUUCUCAGCUAUUGGAUCUUUUCAUUGCCUAUGAGGAGGAUUCUAAUGUGAAGUUGGUAAUACUCAAGGGAAAGGGAAGAGCAUUUUGUGCUGGAGGUGAUGUUUCAGCUGUUGUUCGGGAUAUUAGUGCAGGUAACUGGAGAUUAGGUGCAAAUUUUUUUUGGAAGGAGUUCACCUUAAAUUACAUUAUGGCAACAUAUCAUAAACCCCAGGUUUCAAUCCUAAAUGGAAUUGUCAUGGGAGGUGGGGCUGGGGUUUCCAUACAUGGUAGAUUCCGGGUUGCAACAGAGAAUUCGGUCUUUGCAAUGCCAGAAACAGCUUUGGGGCUCUUCCCCGAUGUAGGUGCCUCUUAUUACUUGUCAAGACUCCCUGGAUUCUUUGGAGAAUAUGUUGGUCUUACUGGCACUAGGUUGGAUGGUGCUGAAAUGCUUGCAUGUGGGCUUGCAACUCACUUUGUCCCCUCAGAGAAAUUGUCUUUGUUGGAAGAAGCACUGUGCAAAGUAGAUUCAAGUGAUCCUGCCAUAAUCUCCGCGGUUAUUGAUGAGUACUCACAGCAACCUUAUAUGAAAGAGCAAAGUGCAUAUCACAGAUUGAAUGUCAUUGAUAGGUGCUUCUCUCGAAGAACAGUUGAAGAAAUUAUAUCUUCUCUUGAAAAAGAGACCUUGAAUAAGAAGGAUGAUUGGAUCUCUGCAACACUCCAGUCACUGAAGGGAGCAUCUCCAACAAGCCUUAAAAUUUCUCUGAGAUCGAUUAGACAAGGAAGGCUCCAAGGUGUUGGUCAAUGCCUUGUUCGUGAGUAUAGAAUGGUUUGUCAUGUCGUGCAAGGAAAACUCAGCAGGGAUUUCUUUGAGGGCUGCAGAGCUAUACUGUGGGAUAAGGAUAAGAACCCAAAGUGGGAACCCUCUAAAUUGGAGUUUGUUAGUGACCGUAUGGUUGACUCAUACUUCUCUAAAGUGGAUGAUGAAGGCUGGGAAGAUCUAAAGUUCCCUGCAAGAUCUAAUUUGCAUGUAUGUGCCAUUGCAAAGCUUUAAUGCAUGAAGGCGAAAAAUGGGGAAAUUGAUGUACUUUUUGAAUCAUAAUAAAAUGGAUAUCAACCUAAUGUGUAGUUUGACAAUAAUAAUAAUCUCAUUAACUUUCUUUUUGGUCAACCCUUGUUCAUAAAGCCAAUUUUAGUUGAAAUGAUGGAAACGAUUUCAGUCCCUUACUGUAA